GGGUUGUGCCUAUUGGCCGGGGUGAGGGUCUGUUCACCUUUCCCUACUGAGGGAGCCGAGCGGAGCAGCGGCCCCCGACUUCCUGAUUGGCUGGAGGGUUCACAUCCCCUGUCCCCAUUGGCUGGGAUGGAUUGGGGCGAGGGGAGGUGGUUUGCUCCAUUGACAGGAGGCUUCACAUGCCUGUUCCCCAUUGGCUGAGGUGGAGUCAGGCAGUGUGUGUGCAGGUGUGUGACACCUCCCUUUCCCUUUGAGUGGAGGGGAGUUCCCUUAGGGGGCUGUGUCCCUGUUCCCUAUUUUGUCAUGUGGGGGUCUACCAAGAUGGAGGAGUACCAGAGGGGGGUGAAGGUUUAGUGCCAGAGACUGGGCAAGGAGAUGGCCAGAUGUGGAGAAGGUGCAUCCAUAGCAGCGCCUGGGGGGUCUGCAGUGCCCGUGCAAAGGUGGAUUCACCCCAAAGCUGAGCGGUGGAGUCAUUUACUUGUAACCCCACUGGGCUCUUGCAAGUUUCUUGUGACUGGGUUUUGUUUUGAAUAGAGCUGGCCUUGCUGUUCCCAUGAUGGCCCUGCCUGCUGCCCAAUGCUCAUGGGGCCUGCUCCUAACCUUUGUCUUCUACAUGGGCUUUUCCUGCACUGACGGUGCCUCCACCCUUCCACACCACAACUAUUGCAUCAUUGGUGCUGGCCCCUCGGGCUUGCAGAUGGCCUAUUUCCUCCAACAUGCAGGCCGGGACUAUGUGGUCUUUGAGCGUAGCCAUGCACCUGGCAGCUUCUUUGCCCUUUAUCCACGCCAUCGCAAGCUUAUCAGCAUCAACAAACGACACACUGGCAAGUCCAACAGCGAAUUCAAUCUUCGCCAUGACUGGAACUCCCUUCUCAGUCAUGACAGCCGACUGCUUUUCCGACACUACUCUCAUGACUUCUUCCCUGAGGCUGACACCAUGGUGCGUUACCUUGAAGACUUUGCUUCCAUGUUGGAGCUCCAGGUUCAAUACAACACUGCCAUCAUCCAUGUGAAACUGGAGAGGGACUCACAGGCAUGGAAUGGCCAUUACUUCAUUCUUACAGACCAUAACAGCCAGAACUACAGGUGCAGCCUAUUGUUGGUAGCCACUGGAACAUGGGUUCCCAAUGUGGUAAACUUCCCAGGCUCCGAAUAUGUUGAGGGCUAUGAAUCUGUGUCCAUCAACCCAGAGGACUUUGCUGGCCAGAGUGUGUUGAUCUUGGGUCGAGGGAACUCUGCCUUUGAGACAGCAGAGAACAUUCUGGGGGUCACCAAUUUCAUACAUAUGGUGAGCCGCUCCCGCGUUCGCCUCUCUUGGGCCACCCACUACGUUGGAGAUUUAAGAGCGAUUAACAAUGGGCUCCUAGAUACAUACCAGCUGAAGUCUUUGGAUGGGCUCCUGGAGGGUGACUUGGAAGAUCUGGCUAUUGUCAAGGAUAAGAAAGGGAAGCUGCACAUCACUCUCAAAUUCUAUCUGGAAAACAGCAACAGCAGUGCAGGUGCAGAAUCCAUCACUCUCCCACAGGAUGAGCUGGACAACUUUGCCACCCGGGCACCCUACGACCGUGUCAUCCGCUGUCUGGGUUGGAAGUUUGACUUCUCCAUAUACAACAGAUCUCUUAGACUGAUGCCAGGGAAAGGGAAUAAGAAGAAGUAUCCUCUGAUCAAACCCAGUUAUGAGUCAAGAGGCACCCAGGGGCUCUUUGUUCUGGGCACUGCUAGCCACUCUAUCGACUUCAGGAAAUCUGCUGGGGGCUUUAUCCAUGGAUUCCGAUAUACAACUCGUGCUGUCCAUCGCUUGUUGGAACAUCGUCAUCAUGGAGUCCCCUGGCCAUCAUCAGUCUACCCCAUUACACAGCUGACAAAUUCCAUCAUCAAACGGGUGAAUGAGGCAUCUGGACUAUACCAGAUGUUCAGUGUCCUGGGUGACGUCAUUCUGCUGAGAGAGAAUGCCGCGGCAUUUGAGUACUUGGAGGAGUAUCCAGUCGGGAUCCUGGCAGAGCUGGAAUUGCACACAGGGAGAAAGGCCCACAAUGGGCUCUUUGUUGUCGUCAUGGAGUAUGGGAAGAAUUUCUCUGGGGCUGACAAGGAUGUCUUCUACUACAACCGAGCAGUGGGGGAGGCACAACAUGCCUGGCAGUCUAACUUUCUGCAUCCUGUUAUUUAUUACUACAAACAACUCCCCACAGUGCGUGAGAUGAGUCUCCGUCCUCCGGACUGGCCUCUCCCCCGCCCAGAUGCUGUCCAUCAUAUUGUGGAGGAUUUCCUGACAGACUGGACUGCCCCAAACGCCCAUAUCCUCCCACUUAGACGCUUCCUGGAGAACUGCCUGGACACUGACCUGCGCAGCUUCUUUGCAGAGUCCUGUUUCCUGUUUGCUCUGACUCACCAGAAGCUGCCUCCCUUUUGUCAGCAGGGAUACAUGCGAAUGCAAGGGCUUGUGGGUAACGAAAGACUUAGGCAGCAUGCAGUGGAAGCCGGCCUACUGGAGGACCACACUGUUACGCACUUUACAGAUAAACUGCUUGGUGGCCAGAGGGGUUCACGUGACCAGUUGCUGAAGGAUCACGUGAUACCAAGUAGCCCCCUACAUUAUCUUGUGACUACCAAGGAUGAACUUUAACCUUUCCCAAUUCAUACUGAAACUCAUGGGGACUGUUGUGACAAUACUGUAACACACAUCUGCAGCAGGAUUCCAACCUCUUUCAUUGUGCCGCUGGCUUCUUGCCCAUCCCUCCAGCUGUCCACAUAUUGCCAAAGACCUGCUCAGAUCUGUUGUGACUAAUGGGACCGAUGUGCUCUGGAGGAUAAGUAAGAAGCUGAUAUUCAGUGAGGCAGAGGCUUCUCCUUUGUCUCUGCAGAGCCCACAGUGCUCAAAGACAGUGUUGUAUUUAUCUUAUGGACCAAUGUCUGGGGCAACAUCUGGGGAUCACAGGUAUGGGGAGAGAGAGAGAGAAGAGAUGCACAGAUGGCUUAACAUAAAAUAUUUUUGGUUUUGAUGUGACACAGUCAAAUGUCUUGAGGGCAGGUUGGAGACUCUGAUCAUUGGAUGCUGUGUCCAGUACAUUCUUGUUUAUACCUGAA
This is a messenger RNA of Gopherus flavomarginatus (Mexican gopher tortoise), 3081 nucleotides long. RefSeq names its product FAD dependent oxidoreductase domain containing 2 (gene FOXRED2). Lineage: Eukaryota; Metazoa; Chordata; Testudines; Testudinidae. The transcript is spliced from 8 exons. The record is from RefSeq and is a predicted model, not a curated record. Bases 551 to 2620 code for a protein of 689 amino acids. Gene Ontology annotation, molecular function: flavin adenine dinucleotide binding; monooxygenase activity.